Molecule: messenger RNA, 2610 nt
Organism: Falco peregrinus (peregrine falcon)
Lineage: Eukaryota; Metazoa; Chordata; Aves; Falconiformes; Falconidae
Product: tubulin polymerization-promoting protein family member 2-like
Biological process (GO): positive regulation of protein polymerization; microtubule bundle formation; microtubule polymerization
Cellular component (GO): microtubule
Molecular function (GO): tubulin binding; calcium ion binding
Source: RefSeq, a predicted model, not a curated record
CUCAGGUCCCAACCCACCACUGCCCUGAUCCUCCCUGGAUCCCGGAUGUUCUGUGUUUACCUGUGUGGUCAUCAUGGUUGUCCCAUGGUGAAGAGAUACCUGUGGGUGAUGCCCCUUGCUCUGCUGGAGACGAAGUGCAUGCAACAUAAGUGUGUGUCCAGCGGCUGCAGAUGGUCCUCACCUCCUUCCCUGCUAACUUCUUUUCUCCACAGCAGCAAGAUGUCAGAGGUAGAAACCACUUUCUGUAAAUUAAUAAUAUAUGGUGAAUCUGCUAGUGGCAGCAACAUGACAGGGAAAAACUUCAAGCUGUGCAAAGGUUGUAGGGUGAUGGAUGGGAAAGCCAUGACCAGCACUGACAUUGACAUCAUAUUCAACAAAGCUGAGACCAAAGGUGCUUGUGCCAUCACCUUUGCUGAGUUCCAGCAGGCCAUAAGGGAGCUUUGCAGCAAGCACUUCAAGGGAAAACCACCAGAGGAAGCUCUGCAGGUUGUUUAUGGCCUCAUCAAGGGAAAGGAUCCCAGCAGAGUGGGUGCUACAGUGAGUAUGAGUUUCCUCACCAAUCCUGCAUCUAGAGCUGCCCUGGAACCAUUUGUCCUUACUGUAGGGACACAUGCUGUCCUCAAACAUAAGGAAAAGCUUGUCUGUGAGCUGUUUCCUAACUCUUGCCUGCUGACCUCUUUUCUUGCACAAAGCCACCAAGGUUGGUGGGGUAAAAGGCUGACAGACACUAGCAACUACACUGACAGCCACAAAGAGUGUUUUGAUGAGAGUGGCAAAAAGAACGGUCUUGUUGGCCACCAGGAUCUGACGGACAAUGGUGGCUAUGCAGUUGGAGCCUACACAGGAGCUGGCUUUAUGACCAGAUGCAGUAGGACUGAGACUGCGUAAGGAAACAAAGGCUGUUCCUCUAUAACAUGGGAGGAGGGGCAAAUAAACAUCCCAAGCAACCAACCUUCUGUGUGCAUCCCAAGUCCUACAGGGUGAAAAUGCAUGGAAUGGACACUCAAACGAUGCUGAGGAGUGACUCAGGUUCCCCAGCCAACUACAUUUUGACUGCUGUGUGGUGGCAUUAAACCCAUAGAUAAGCUAGCCUUCUGGAAGAAAUUCUAUGGGCCAGCUAGCACUGCUAUCACACUGCUUUGCAUUUCCAGUCACGUGAACAGCAGGUUAGUCUGAAUAGUCACUCAUUAUUUUGUCUCCCCUCCCAACAUGCUACACUUUUUACUGUGAUUUUUGACUUGGGGAGAAGCAUGUGCGUUUUUUUGUACAUCUACACUAGGUUACGUUUGAGGUGAUGGUUUCUGGUGGCAGACAGCCUACCAGUGGUGCCUGACCACACCUGGAAGAGCACUCUUACAGGGUAUAGGAUGCAACACAUACUACACUGUGGAAAGGGGAGGGGUAUCAAUCACACCGGUUCAUGCUUUUUUCUUUUUCCUUCCCCUAGCUUAAACUGUUUCACCCAUUCCUAGCACUUGGCAUGGUCACUCAUUACUAUUCCCCCAGGCUUCAGGAUGUGGGCUGCUGUGGAAGAGUUUGUGAGUCUGUGGCUCUAUUGUCCUGUUGCUUUUGAGAUCCUCUUGCAAAAAACAUGGCUGAGAAGCUGCAGAACUCUAUGACAGUGCCCCAGAUCCAGUCACAGCUGUUUAACUGUUUUCUGUGCUUUGGUGUGUAAGUCAUAGUCCCUUGGUCUUCCCAGGAUGAAGGGCUGACUGAUUUCUUCCCCACAAUACAGUACUGCGUGGGAAGCAUAGCUGGUGCAUGCUACAGUGUAAUCAAAGAGAUGGGUUUGAGGUUCUUCCAGUAUUUUCCACACCCCCUCACUCCCAAAGACUUACUACCACAUGAUGGAUAGUAGUCAGCAGGGUCCUGCUGAUGCUUGGUGGCCAAGCAGAAAGGCUUACCAGCUUCAUUGGCCUAGCAGUGUGCUACCACCAAAUAAUGCAGUUUUCAAGCAAAAUAUGCAGGCACCAGCAGCCUCCGCCACUGUAUCAUUGUCCAGGUUUGCUGUGGCAUCUCAUGUGUCCAUUUCUUCUUGCUGCCCUUCAAACACCUUUGGACAUUUUCAGUUUGGGGGCCAGGAAGAAAAGGACUGCCCUCAACAACCAAGCAAACCUGGAGUAUAUUUCUGUGUUCAGGCCUCAUCUUCCUUGUAAUUAAAUGACUCAAGAAAUUGCCCACAUACAGUUCUGCAAACCAACACAGGAAUGUGUUAUUAGUUGGUUGUGUUUGGUUUUGUUUUUUGUUUAAAUAUGUAGCUGGCAUGGAAAGUGCUGUGGGAACUUUGGGAACAAACCGAGAGCUUUGUACUUGUGCUUGUGUAGUGUGAGCUCUGGUUUGCAUUAACUCGGGUACAAUGUGACACUGGAGGGUGAAUUUCUGAGGCAUGAUUCAAUCUGUACUUUAUCCUCUAAUCUAACUUUUGUAGUACUCCAGCACCAACAAGAAUCACUACUUGUCCUGCCUAUUCCUUAUAAGUAGAAACCACAAAAAGAUGAGGAAUGCCACGCUCACUCCCUAUGGCAGCUACAGAGAGGACAGAUAAAAAGGAAGUGAUGGUGGACUGAAGACUUUAAAAAUAGUACCUGAUUACUGCAUGCCCCUGGGGAA